Molecule: messenger RNA, 2415 nt
Organism: Parnassius apollo (apollo)
Lineage: Eukaryota; Metazoa; Arthropoda; Insecta; Lepidoptera; Papilionidae
Source: the annotation of a GenBank genome assembly
AUGACGUCAUUCAUAUUAUUGAAGACAAAUUCUUUUUUGUUGAGGAUGAAUAGAGAAGAUAACGUGAACUGGUUUCAUGGGAAAAUAUCACGAGAAUCUGCUGAGAAACUAUUAAAAGAAGAGGGAGAAGAUGGUGUUUUCUUAGUACGUGAAAGUAAUACUUCGCCUGGAGACUACGUGCUAUCUGUCUUACAUCAAGGAGAAGUAGUACAUUAUCAAAUAAGGAGGCAUGGAGAAGACGCUUUUUUCUCCAUUGAAGAACAUACAACUGUUCAUGGACUGGACACCUUAAUUCAACAUUAUCGUGGAGAUUCCAAUGGCCUUGUUACACGCUUGUCAGUUGUCUGCAAAGGUCAGCCUCCUCCACAUGAAUCUCGAACACAAGGAACAACAAAUUUAUUGCAUCGGGCAACAGAGGCAGGCGAAUUCAACAUCGUGUCACAACUACUGGCGUGCGGUUAUCGCAGCCGCGACGCCAAGAACCAGGAUGGACAAACUGCUGUCCAUAUAGCGGCCAGAGCCGGCCGCGACAACAUUCUCGCCAAGCUGAUCGAAAGCGGCGCCACCGUUAACGUGCGCGACUCUUUCGGAUACACGCCACUACAUUACACGUGUCAAAACAACUUGCCGAGCACGACGGAGUUGCUGAUCACAAAAGGCAAUGCAAACUAUCAAAUGAGACAUGCGCCGACCGGGAAGGUGCCUUUACACGAUGCCGCACAAAGAGGACACAUUGAAUGUAUCAAGGUACUCUUAAAGCUCAAUGCACCAUCACAUCCGAGAACACUAGCACAAGACACACCUGCGGACUUGGCGAAGCAUUACGGACACACAGAAUGUUAUCAGUUGCUAAAAAACCACACACCGGAUCCGCCAAAAACUAACAAAAACCAGUGGUAUCAUGGAACAUUGAACCGUGAAGAGGCUGUGAAGACGCUAGAGGAAUAUUGCAAAUGCCACAGUUUGCAGGACAAAGCAUCAGACGGCGUGUUUCUGGUGCGCUAUAGCGAACGGCACACCAAUGCUUAUGUCCUCACCAUGCUCAGUGAGAACACACCAUACAAUUUUAUUAUUAGAAAAGAGAGUCAGUGGCUGUUUAUUGAUGACGGGCCAUAUUUAGAAUCCCUGGAAAGGCUCGUGGAGCACUACAGCAGUGUGCCAGACGGUUUGCCCAUGCGGCUUACUAUCCCAGUACCACCCAAACCUAAACCACCACUACCGGAGUUCUCCACAAUGCCACGCACCAAGAAAACUAGUCCUAGUCGAGCUGUGAUGAACCAGACUCUGUCUUUAGUGAAAUGUGAUAUUCUUGGAGACAACAAAACCUCAUCCCCAAUUCCUCCCGCUGCGGUUAACAACAACGCUUUUGAACUUCUCACGAGGAAUCUAUCCUUCUGCUCCGAUUUUAGCAGUGAUUGUAUCAAUAAUAAUGAAGACACACAAACAGACAAUGAAACAUAUAAAGUGCCAGUGAAUAAUAGUGCAGUGGUGACAUUAGCUGAGAAUUACAACGAGAUAUCCAUCAAUUCAGACGGGCAACUAUCAACACUUCAAGAAUUCAUUCCAAUGAGCGAUCUGACCCUGGGCGCGACGCUCGGUGAGGGCGAGUUCGGGUCGGUGCUGCGCGCGACGUACAACGCGGCAGGGCAGCCGCCGCAGGCCGUGGCUGUCAAGACGCUGCAUGCGCUGCACGCGGACAACAACCGCAGGGAGUUCCUCGCAGAAGCUCGCCUCAUGAUGUCGCUGCGCCACCCCUGCAUAGUGCGGCUCAUCGGCGUCUCACUCGGCCCGCCGCUGGCGAUGGUGCAGGAGCUGGUGGCGCUGGGCUCGCUGCUGCAGUUCCUGCUGCGCGCGCCCGAGCAGGCGGCGCCGGGGCGCGAGCUGCGGCUGUGGGCGGCGCAGGUGGCGGCCGGCAUGCGCUACCUGGAGCGACGCCGCUUCGUGCACCGCGAUCUGGCCGCCCGCAACAUCCUGCUCGCCACCAGAUACCAAGCUAAAAUCAGUGACUUUGGUCUAUCCCGAGCACUGUCGGCUGACAGUUCGUACUACAAGGCGAGCCAAGGUGGCAAGUGGCCCAUCAAAUGGUACGCGCCGGAGUCAUACAACUACGGCACCUUCAGCCACGCCAGCGACGUGUGGAGCUACGGAGUUACUCUGUGGGAGAUGUUCUCGUACGGCAAGCAGCCAUACGGAGAUAUGAGGGGGACAGAGGCCAUACAAGUAGUAGAAAGUGGUCAGCGUCUAGAGAAGCCAGAAAACUGCCCCGACGAGAUUUACCAAGUGAUGCUUGACUGCUGGGCUUACAGCCCAGACCUUCGACCAACCUUCAGCAAACUCGUCGACGUGUUCUCACAACACCCGGACUACGUGAACAUUAGCCAACUGGCACUUGACAAUGAAGACAUUACUGUGUGA